Prorocentrum cordatum is the source of this 1886-nucleotide messenger RNA. Lineage: Eukaryota; Dinophyceae; Prorocentrales; Prorocentraceae. The record is from the annotation of a GenBank genome assembly.
ACCACCCCCUUGCAGCUGGAUCCCCUUUUGGAUCACCCAAAGUGACCUUGUCUCCCUUGUGCUUGGCAUCGCUCGGGCGUAUGCCUUAGUUCUCGUUGAGGACCGACGUGGAGCAUCUUGGGCCAUCUGGCGAAACAGGCACGCAGGAACCAACAAAUGCACGGGGAGUGGACGUCCGCGCGAUGGCAAGUGUCAGUGGUGGUCUUCAGACGAGCCUGAUGAGAAGACGAAUCGCGAUUCUUCGCUCAUCUUGCGUGACACGGCAUGGAGCAUUUCGAGUUGUUUUCCUCCAGCCUGAAGGCGUGAAGCCGGUGGACAGCCCAUCGAUCCGAAUUUCAGGCCGGUCGCAUUCUCGAGACCAUGCUUUUUGAGAUCCAGACCAAAUUCAAGACGAUCCGCCUCUCUUUUGAUCCCCACGGUGGCAUCGAUCGAUUGCUUAUGCACCCUCAGUUGCUCUCGGGGGAGCGCCCCAGGAACAAAGAUUGUCAGUGGCAAAACUCAGCGCUGCUCGAUUACAUCAUCAGGAAAAUGGGAACCCCACAGACGUCGCCAUCAGGCGAGACGGACAGCUCGCGCAGGCCGAAGCCGUGGGACUAGUUCUCACCGACAGCAUCAAGGCCAGGUAUUACGAGGAGGGCGCCAUGCUUUCCCAACGUAGCCAUCUGAAUUUGACGACUCCAGCCGGGGGCCGAGAAUAAUUAGCUUCCAUAAAAUAGGUAUCGUUUGACUUCGACGUGUCGGGUAAGUCUGUCCUCCCCCCGGUCUUCUCAGGCGCCUCGCAGUUAUUUCGAAGGCGGCCGUGCCGAGCCGAGCCUCGAGCCCCUGGGCAACAUAAUGAAAUUUCCUAAGUUUCCCCGAGACGAAGUUUUAGAAUUCAGAAGAUGAUCGGUUCUCAUUCGUUCAAGACCAGCAGGAUACGACUGAGGACGAGGCGGGGGCGACAUUGCCAGGCCGAGCAUCGAACCCUUGGGCAACAUGAUGAAUAUUCAUCGGAUCUCAAGUCACAAUAUGAUCCGUUUUGAGUAGGUACAUUUUCGCCCAGACGGCCCGCGCUCAGAAGAAACGAACUUGGAAGGAAUCGAAAGAGCUCAAGCAUGUACGUCGCCUCGACAGGGAUUUCUCCGACCUCAAACGCAAGAGAAUAUUCGAAGCAAGAGGUGAAGAUGCGAUCCCGCUGCGCGAAUUGCGGACGGAAGAAGCACCGGAAGGAGGAUUGUCGCAAACCGCAUCGUUCCAAAGUGGGCCGCGCGAUGGCCGAGAUGCAGGCGGCGCCCGCGCCGCAUCAGCUGGAUUUCGAGACUUCAAUCAGCGGUUGGACAGGAGCCGGCUGGUUUUCGAAAGAGUUUUUGGGCGAGAUGGAGAUGGUCUCGGCCGAGAUUUUUAAGGAAUUCCCUUCGACGACCUCUCAGGCUGCGCCCUGAUCGACGCGGCCGCUGGGCCGGCGCUCAUCGGCCGGCCGAAUCUCGACAGGUUGAUCGGGAUUCUCCAGGGCAGCUGCGACGCGGCCCAUGCGUCAGACGACGUCGAGAACCUUCUCGCCGCGCGCGGGGUGCGCGGGAAGGGUCAAGCUAGCGGCGAAGGCCGCCGUCUCGGCGGCCAUCUUGGGGCGCGGAACGGUCGAGUUCUUGGCCUUGCCCCGCCCGCGCCCGUGGUUUCUACCGGCCAAGCCUCUGGAGUCCACGUGCAAGGUGGCGUGGGCACGGCCGCGGACAUUGCGGCAGUGGGCGAGCCCCAGUAGCCGCGCGGGGUGCGCAGGUCCCGACGUCGAGCCGCCCGAGGAGUUCGGCCCGCGCCCCAUUCUCGCGACGCGCUUUCAGCUCCUCGUCUGCCGGGCCCCCCCGGAGGGAUCGGGCGAAGUCUUCGAUUGCCUUUGUCGGAGGUAGCCU